AUGAGCACAGAAUCAUCUUUCAUCGAUAAUCCACUAGCUGAGCAACGUUGGCUCAUUGACUGUAUCAAUACCUUCAAAUUAGAUAAAGAAAUAGCGAUUGACUUUUCUCCUUGUAUUUGUCAAGUUCCUAAAAGCUUUAAAGAAACUAAUACACAAGCUUAUGUCCCUCAAAAAAUAGGACUAGGACCAUACCAUUUUUCACGUCCAGAUUUCUUUGUCACUCAAAGGUACAAACUAAACAUAGCCAGGAAUCGCAUGAAUUCUUCCGAAGUCCAAGAUUUCAUAAACGACAAGCUAAGGUUAUUUGAGCCAAUCAUUCGAGCAUGCUAUGAUAAGUUCUUGGACAUCGACACCAAUACAUUAAAUUGGACAUUGACUAUUGAUUCUCUCUACUUGCUUCACUUCUUGACAAGUUAUCCCCCACAUGAUCAAAUAGAUUCUCAAGGUCGUUCCUUGCCUCAAGAUCAAGAUGAAGGAAUAGAUUCUGAUAGUCGAAGCUUGGCUAAAGAUAUCAUAAUGCUUGAGAAUCAAAUCCCAUGUACGGUUCUCAUUGAACUUCAAAUGGCUUUGAACCAACCUUACGAUUUGCUGUUUGAAGAACUUUUCUAUAGUUUCUGUAAAUCACACUCUCCUCUCCAGCUAGCAGAGAAUAAGAAAUUUCGUCAUUUCAGAUUAUGCAAGAAGCACUGUCCUCAUUUGCUGGCUUAUAUGCAUCAUUUAAUUGUCCCCAGUCGUGCGUUUAUUGAAGACAGUGUGGCGGAGCUACAGGCAGAGAGAGUGGCGGAGCUACAAGAGAACAGAGUGGUACUAGUAGACACAGUGAAGGUACUAUCAGACAGAGUGGAGGUACAAGCUGUGUCUGAGGUACAAGCUUUUAGAGAAAUAGUGCGAAUUGGUGCUGCUCUUGGCAUUCCAGGAGCUAGCACAAUUGAGAAACCAGUUAAUUUGAUAUCCCAAUUGCCAUGGGACCAAAUUACUGGACUCCUCAAUAAGAAUGAGGAGAAUAAACCUCGAGUCGAAGAGAUAGAAAUCCCAUCAGUCGCAGAACUUGAAGAAAUUGUUAAGGUAAAAUUCAAGCUGAUAGGAGGAGGGAUCAGGAAUAUAAAAUACAUUAAAGAAGGAGACAAGCAUGUAAUAUAUCUUCCUGCAAUCACUCUAAAUUCCUAUUCAGAAGUGAUAUUAAGAAACUUGGUAGCAUAUGAAGCAGCUACUGCUGGUCCAGAAUCUGCACUCGAACUAGCUGAAUAUGUUGACUUCAUGUGUGGAAUUGUGGAUACUCCAAAAGAUGUCGAAAUUCUCAAGAAAGCUAAUAUUAUUAAAGAAAAUAGUACUUUGAAUGAUGAGGAAAUUGCUGAUUUAUUCAAUGGGAUACCUAAAACAACUGGGAAGUUCAAGAAGAAGAAAAAAUCGGAUUUAGAGAAGGCUAUUGAAGCAGUGAAUGAGAAAUUCGACAAUAAAUUAACAGUAAAGGCUUAUAAGUUUAUCAAGAAGCAUAUUUAUACAUCUUGGAAGUUUCUAUCUUUGCUUUAUACUAUACUGCUCAUCUUGCUGCUUUCUUUGCAAGCGUUUUGCCAAGUCUAUGGUUGCAGUAACCGGUGGUUUCAUUACCCUGCAAACGCGAGUCUAUGGUUGCUGUAA
Lycium ferocissimum is the source of this 1638-nucleotide messenger RNA. Its product is annotated as putative UPF0481 protein At3g02645. The transcript has 3 exons. Bases 1 to 1638 code for a protein of 545 amino acids. Lineage: Eukaryota; Viridiplantae; Streptophyta; Magnoliopsida; Solanales; Solanaceae. The record is from RefSeq and is a predicted model, not a curated record.